Oryzias melastigma (Indian medaka) is the source of this 2026-nucleotide messenger RNA. RefSeq lists its product as uncharacterized. Gene Ontology annotation, molecular function: catalytic activity. The record is from RefSeq and is a predicted model, not a curated record. NCBI's taxonomy places the organism in Eukaryota, Metazoa, Chordata, Actinopteri, Beloniformes, Adrianichthyidae.
UCAGCGGAUCCUAUGCCAAAAGCGGGUCUUCGAAUUGGAUCACUGCCUGCCGGGGAACAUCUCUCUGGAGCUCUCAUCCCUCCACCUGAGCCCGCGGAGGCUGCUGUUCGUCACCCAGAGAGAGCGGGAAGAACCGGACCCGGACCUGUGCAGCAGCUCAUCGUGGGAGAUUCCGUUGUCCGGCAUGUCCGUGUUGCCAGGUGCCAAACACUUUCAUUCUCAGGAUCAGCCGUCAAUGACAUUAAUAACUCUGCCCACCAACUCACUGUUAAAUACCCCUCUGCUGAGACAUUUAUUAUACAUGCAGGCACCAACAACCUUAAACUGCACCAAUCUGAGACUCUGAAAGUGGACUUUAUUAACCUCAUUCACAACAUCCAAGAUUUAAACAUAAACUGUAUCAUAUCUGGACCACUUCCUGCACCCCGUUACGGAGACAUCAUGUUCUCACGCAUCCGUCAGCUUCACAUCUGGUUAAAAUCAUAUUGUCACUCCAUGAGCAUUCCAUACAUCGAUAACUUCACAACAUUCUACAAUAGACCAUAUCUCUUCAAAGCAGACGGUUUACACCCCAACAAUAAUGGUUCCCGUCUUCUUAGCUUUAACAUUGAUCUCACCCUCCGUUCUUUCCAAACCAUUCCAAGCUGACGGUCGAACCAGGACACCCACACCCCUGAUCCAUCAUUCUCUGCCACUCAGCAUCAUAUACCAGUUCAUAUCACAAAUAGAUAUUCCAACUUCAAUUCUUUCCCAAGUGCCUCGCAUGUCAGAUGUCUCCGUCCAAUUCACACAACAACAGUCACUAAACCCAUCUCAUGCUCACAUCAGAUUUUACCCACAACAAUGAAAAUGGCUGUUUUUAAUGUCAGAUCACUUUUAAACAAGUCUUUUAUCAUCAAUGAUCUGAUUUUAGACCAUGAUUUAACUUGUCUGUUUUUAACUGAAACCUGGCUUGGCACUGAUGCUCCAGCUAUUCUCACUGAGGCUUCUCCACCUAAUUUUAACUUUUUAUUUUCUAUCAGGGGAGGUAAGAAAGGUGGUGGCACAGCAUCGAUAGCUCACGAAACAAUAUCAUCUGAAAAUAUUGUAUUUGACAAAUACUCUUCGUUUGAGGAUCAUGCUUUCCUCUUUGGUGCCCCACCUGUUUUAGCUGUCACAGUGUAUAGACCACCAAACCCUCCUUCCUGUUUUAUUGAAGAAUUUUCUGAAUUUUUAUCAUCUGUUCAUAUUAGAUUUAAUAGGAUUUUAAUUACUGGUGAUUUUAAUUUACAUGUUUAUAAAAAUGAUGAUGUCUAUGCUUGUGAGUUUUUAAAUCUUCUUAGCAGCAUGGAUUUUAAACAACAUGUCACACAGGCCACUCACAACAGAGGACACACCCUCGACCUCGUCAUCACCUACGGUCUGUCUGCCGGGGUGUCCUCUGUUGUUGAUUUAGCAAUAUCAGAUCACUGCUGUGUGUUUUUUAAUGUCACCAGUGAAAUCCAGCAGGAAGCCUCAGUGAGAACUGUGAGGAAACGGUAUAUAAAUCCUGAAGUGGCUGCAAGUUUUAUUAAUAAUUUUAACCAAACUCCUGCUCAAACUUCAUCUGCAUCCUGUGAUUUUAUGGUUGAUGAUUUUAAUAACAGACUUCAGUCUUCCUUAGAUGCAGUGGCUCCAGUAAAAACAAAAACAUUAAGAACCACUGUUAAAACACCAUGGAAGACUGACGACAUAAGGUGUCUGAAACAGAAGUGCAGAAGAGCAGAGAGGAGAUACAGGAAGACAAAACUAAUGAUUCAUAAAGACAUUUUUAAAGAACAACUCAAAAUUUACAAUAACUCCAUUAAAAAGGCCAGAACACUAUACUUUUCAAAUCUAAUUUCAGAAAAUAAAAACAAUCCCAAAGUUCUUUUUAAAACAAUAGAUAUUUUAAUAAAUAAAGAUUUUAAUAAGUCCUCCAUGCUGUCAUCUAAUGCUGCAUGUGAGGACUUCGCAGACCACUUCAUGGGUAAAAUCAAUGCUAUAAGAUCGAGCCUUUCACCUGUGC